GUUUCUAAUUUAGAAAGGAAAGGUGAGUGAUGGGCUACAUUACAACUCGAAGGUUGAGAUCUCACGUAAAGAGCAUAUCGGUGUUCUUGCUUUCUUUCUGCUUCUGAUUCUAUAGAACGAGGGAGAGAAGGAAGAGACACGAAAAUAAACUAGAAUUUGAGGAGGCAACGGGUGAUAAAGAUAGUUAACUACUGCAAGGGAAUAAUUCGAGACGCGCAUAGAGGUCACCCAGUUCAUUCUCUUUCCUUUCCUCCCUGUUUCUUUGGUUUUUUCUGUUUGCAAAGAAUCCCCUCCAACAUUCCAAUAACACCCGACCCAAUUACCUUCUCUCUCUCUCUCUCUGAAGAUCUUAUUUUUACAUGUUGGUGAUCGGUGACGCAACAAAGACAAGGUUUAAGGAUCUGAGAGGACCACCGCCACGCAGAUCUCUGGCAAUUUCUGUCGAUUCCGUAUCCGGGUCUUGUUUGAUUCGCAAUGAGUUGGAGAUACAGAGCCGGGUUGUUCCUGAUAGCGGCUGUUGUUGUUAUAUGGGUCUUCUCUGCAGAAGUCACCCAGGGCAUAUUUACAGAUUAUAAGCAGCCAUUCGCAAUAACAUAUCUCGGAGCUUCUCUUAUGGUAGUCUACCUCCCAAUAUCAUUCCUAAAGGAUUGGUUGUGUAAUAUCCUAAAACGUUGCUCUUCUAAAAGCGGUAGAAAUGCAGAAAGCCUGAAUGAUUUUUCUGCUGGUCUUAGUUCUACCCUAAAAUACAUUGGAGGCCAGAAAGACUUUGAACUGGAACUUCAGGGGACUUUGACUAGAAAAGAUAGUGAAGCAGACCUUUCACCUCAUGCGGAAGCAAGUCCACUGGUCGCUAAACACAAAGAUGAUGCACACAUACUGAAACAAGAUAGGGAGCUUACAACCAAAGAAAUUGCUACUUAUGGAUUUUACAUUGCUCCAAUCUGGUUUGUAACUGAGUAUCUAUCAAAUGCUGCACUGGCACAUACAAGUGUUGCAAGUACAACAGUAUUAUCAUCUACUUCAGGACUUUUUACUCUUUUCAUUGGUGUUUUUCUGGGCCAAGAUUCUUUAAACCUUGCAAAAGUAGUUGCGGUCUUUGUCAGCAUGGCUGGUGUUGUCAUGACAACGAUGGGAAAAACCUGGGCUAAAGAUGACUCACAGAUGAAUGCUUCUGCCAAUGGGAAACGUUCUCUUGUUGGUGAUCUUUUUGGCCUUCUCUCAGCUAUGUCAUAUGGUUUAUUUACAGUGCUUCUUAAAAAAUUUGCUGGUGAAGAAGGAGAAAGGGUUGAUGUGCAGAAGUUGUUUGGCUAUAUAGGAUUAUUUACACUUGUAGCACUAUGGUGGCUUGUUUGGCCAUUGACAGCCUUGGGAAUUGAACCCAAGUUCACAAUCCCUCAUUCUGCUAAGAUGGAUGAAGUUGUGCUUGCCAAUGGUCUUAUUGGAAGUGUCCUCUCUGACUACUUUUGGGCACUCUGUGUUGUAUGGACGACUCCACUGGUUGCCACCUUGGGCAUGUCACUCACCAUCCCUCUUGCUAUGUUGGCUGACAUGGUAAUCCAUGGUCGUCACUAUUCAGCAGUUUACAUUCUUGGCUCAGUUCAGGUAUUUGCUGGUUUUCUAAUAGCUAACCUUUCAGAUUGGGUCUCAAGGAAGUUGGGAUUGUAGCAUUUUGUGAUAUUCUUGUAGCUUGAUCCCAAUUCUUUCUUGGGGCCAUUCUCUCUCCAUUGUUUUGAUUGGAUGCCAUAUUCAUGAAUUAUUGAGUCCAAAGUUCCUCUCGGGUAUAUGCAUCGUUGGCAUAUCGGAAAGAGGAAAAUGAUGAAUGUAAUUGUAGCAUAGUCUAUUGAUAGUGUAAAUGAAGGUUUGUCUUUGUGUGAGGUUUUGAGUUUUGAGCCCCAAGUGUAAUAAAGUUGUCUUUUUUGG
This is a messenger RNA of Juglans microcarpa x Juglans regia, 1920 nucleotides long. RefSeq lists its product as uncharacterized. Gene Ontology annotation, cellular component: membrane. Bases 475 to 1665 code for a protein of 396 amino acids. The transcript has 8 exons. Gene Ontology annotation, biological process: regulation of peptide transport. NCBI's taxonomy places the organism in Eukaryota, Viridiplantae, Streptophyta, Magnoliopsida, Fagales, Juglandaceae. The record is from RefSeq and is a predicted model, not a curated record.